Messenger RNA from Hyaloscypha bicolor E, 446 nucleotides. RefSeq lists its product as uncharacterized. The transcript has 2 exons. Lineage: Eukaryota; Fungi; Ascomycota; Leotiomycetes; Helotiales; Hyaloscyphaceae. The record is from RefSeq and is a predicted model, not a curated record. The coding region runs from base 185 to 403 and encodes 72 amino acids.
CACUUGUUUACCCCACGAAAAUGUGCCAGAAAGGGAAGAGCAAGCAUGAUGACCGUCCUCAACUACUUCACGUUCAAAUCCCGGCGUGGCUCUCUUCGCACUCUCGCUCAUCCCUCUGUUCCUCUCAGACUUCAAAUCUUCAUUGCCCUGAGGCCGAUACAAUUAGCUGGGAAGAUUGGGCCAAAUGGAUCACCAAGAUGCUCCAGCCUCGUCGAUGUUACCUCCUCCUAAGCGCGUUGAGACAGUACGGUACAAGAAAGAAGAAUGGGAUCAGAAUCGACCCAUUAUUGAGGGCAUGUAUACAUUAAAAGGAAUGAACCUAAAAGCUAUUGCGGCUGUCCUAAAGGAGGAGCGAGAUUUUGUCGUCAAUGGGAGACAACUGAAACGGAAGAUUAAAGAUUAGAAAUCGGAGAAAAAGGUAAAAGGGGAUGAGAUGAAGAUCGUGG